This is a messenger RNA of Amoebophrya sp. A120, 3016 nucleotides long. Lineage: Eukaryota; Dinophyceae; Syndiniales; Amoebophryaceae. The record is from the annotation of a GenBank genome assembly.
AGAAAAAUUCGUCCCGUUCUGCGUUGCAUUCUCCUGAUACUGCCCCUGCUCGCUUUAUUAUCUCACUUUCUUUGCUUCUUCUCACUUCUUCCAUCCCACCCUUUGAAGAUAUUUGAUUGUCGCCAGGAUAGGUUUCAGCACAGUUUGUGCUUGUCUCUACCUUUAUUCUACAACUAAUACUAAAGUUAUCUUUAUUCCAAACACUUCAACAUCAGUAGUAUCCUAUUCCUAGCUUCCCAAAUCCAACUGAAAGUGCACCAAGAUAAAUAUUGGAUAUGUAGUUUUUUGCUAAUCAUUGCGUAGCCGUAGCUCAAGAUAUUAUCCUAGAUAAAGUUAUAAACAACCACGUCACAGACGGAAGAACAGAGGUAGAAGAAUGAUCGUGAAGUGUAACAAGACUGGGAGGCUGCUUUUUUCCACACAGGAAGCGCAGCAACAUGCGGAGCAGAUUGGUAGCCAAGAUUUCACGGAGGUGUCCGCAGAUUCAAAGUUGCUCGUCGACGCUGAGACGAAACGGCGAUGCUUCUGGAGCGAAGACGAAGUCCAGCGCUUCCGCCAGAGAACGCGGCAGCCGGACUUUGCAGUUCUGGAGCUGACUGUGGCGGAGUAUCAGCAAGUGCUGCUGGAACACGAGAAGAAGUUUCUAAAUGAUGCCAAGGUGCUCGCUUGAUUUAUUUUCACGACCUAGAAGCUGCUGCACGUGCACCAGCAAGCUUUUGAUUAUGUCUCCGUCUCCGUUUUUAUCAUUUAAGUAAACGCAACUAAUGUAAUUUUGCACGAGCUGUAGAUUCAGCUCCUCGCUGCAGUCUGCCACCCUAAGAAUACGACUUUAUUUUUACUUGGCUUUUCGCACAACUACUACUACUUUGAAUCAGGUAAUAAAUUAUGCGAAGAAGAAAAUAGUAGACGCUCUCGUGGAAGUGAAGGGCCAUGGCGUCGUCCGCUCCGAGAAGGCCUGCUGGUUCACAUCAAACAAAGGUACGCAUCGAAAUCUUUGAAGUUGUAGUAAAGAGUUGUGCCAGUGAUCACUCACGACCGAGAAGCCUUCCGAGGACGUUCCUUCGUCGUGCAAGAAAAAAAGCGUAUGCAUUUUUGCUCGACGGUUCCGCAAGGUAUAAUUGCGAAACCCAACCCAUCACCGAUCAGGCGUUUCGGAGGCAGAAGCCUGGAUAGAGGCAAACAAAACCGAUCCUGACAUCGACAAGCCACUUCGAUUGCCAGCGGAUAUGCAGGGCGGAGGGUCGGAGGCCGUACCGAUGGACGUGGAUGCAGAGGGCCCGGCUCCGGAACAAACCGGGGAAGGCGCAGCGGUAGCCGGAGCCUCCGCCCUUCCAACCGACCCGGACGCUUCGGAAAACGGGGCCUGGUUGAAGGAAAAGUGUAUACUGUGUAUCCUGGUGCUGAUGAUCCUACAGCUGAUGAUGUCGAUUCAAAAAUACGCUCCGUGCAUAUAAUAAGUACGUCUCGGCUCCCCCUUCUCUCCCCUUGCUGGGAAUCACUACUACUACUACUACUCUUGUUACUUCCACUAUACUAUGGACCUGCGAAAGAUUCGGUCGUUCAUCUUCAAUGCUAACUAAGGCCAAAAACUCAGGUAAUCCGAGCCUCGUAACAUCCUUGGGAGAAAUGGGUUUCGGCCAGAUACGAUCAGAAAAAGCGUGUUACUUCACGGAGUCUGCCUCUCUCGAGCACGCAAUACAAUGGAUGACUGAUCACGAGAAUGACGCAGACAUUGACGUGCCAAUAACGCAGGUACGAUCAAUACUACUUUCACAAACGACGCAAAGCGAAUUUAGCAAAGUUGCAUUGUAGUAGUAGUUCAUCAUCAUGUACUAACUAUAGGUGGCACAGACGCUGUCAACUUAUUCUGCCUGCUUAAAAGGGUUGUUGCAUUCUUGCCUGCUAUGAAAAUAAACCAGCAACCGGCCGCUGCUGCGCCAGCAAAACCCAAGAUGUCCAAGGAGGAGGCGGAGAAGGCCGCCUUGGAGCUGCAGGCCCGGUUGAAGCGCGAGCGCGAGGCUCGAGAAAAGCAGGAGGCCAAGGACAAAGAGAAGGCGCGAAUCGAGAGCCAGAAGAUGAUGCUUGAAACCGAUGCGCUGCUGAAAGAGGAGCAACGGAAGCGGGAUAUCGAACAGCGCAAGAGGGAGAAGGAAGCACACGAGGCCCACGCGGCGCAGUUGAAGGAGCAGCUGCGCUUGGACUACAUCGAGCGGUUCGGGAAGGAGCCGCCCCCCGAGGAGGAACAGGCUAAGGAUGACAUAAAAGCCAAGCCGUCCAAACAGCAACUGACGUUCUGGAUCCAGUCAUUGCGAAAGGAAUACGCCGCUACGAAGGCCGCGGAGCUGAAAACCUGCUUGACAACCAUUCGCACCUUCGCGAAGAACUGCCAUGAAAGCGUAUUUUAUCUCUAUUUUUGUUGACUCUACUCUAGCCUUUGUGCAGCCUGGUUACAUGAUCGACAAGAUACCAAAUUUUCCCGAGGCUCAUCAUGAGUUGAUGUAACGCGGCGGCCCUUUUUUUCGAAACGAACAAAAAAAACCACUUUUGUCCACCAGCCGGAAGAGACAAAGUACCAGAAGCUGAAGAAAGCGGGUAAAGCGUUUUCGGAGAGGAUAGCGCCGUUUCCUGAGGCACUAGAGCUGCUUCGCGUGCUCGGCUUCAAGGACGACGACGACCCGGAAGUCAUGGCUAUAAAGAACCAGGUCGACGGAUGGCUGAUGUCUGAGUGCAUCAAGUUCAUCGACCUCGUAUUGCAAAAAUUGUAAAAGGCGCAUGAUGGGGCAUCGACGCUAACUACACAUUCACUCACAUGGACAUUGAUAUGUGGGUUCAUAAGUCGUCUGCUCUAGUAGCUCUCUUAUCAUUUUUUGUAAAAAACAAAGACACGUUAGCUGGUUGUUCUCCAACUUUCUUAUUCGAUGUCGAGACCCGCCAGGUCCUCCUCUAUAGACUCGUGUAAAAUGCAUGUUUUUUUGCGAAACGGAAACGAGAAAGAGAAUGUCUCUCAAUAGCCGAG